Xenia sp. Carnegie-2017 is the source of this 3391-nucleotide messenger RNA. Its product is annotated as metabotropic glutamate receptor 8-like. Bases 416 to 3040 code for a protein of 874 amino acids. Gene Ontology annotation, biological process: regulation of synaptic transmission, glutamatergic; G protein-coupled glutamate receptor signaling pathway. The record is from RefSeq and is a predicted model, not a curated record. The transcript has 5 exons. Gene Ontology annotation, cellular component: membrane. Gene Ontology annotation, molecular function: adenylate cyclase inhibiting G protein-coupled glutamate receptor activity. NCBI's taxonomy places the organism in Eukaryota, Metazoa, Cnidaria, Anthozoa, Malacalcyonacea, Xeniidae.
GGCUGUAUCAAAAAACUUCAUCUUCUGGUAUCUUACAACGUUGAGAAUUUGCAUGAUUUAGCAGUAAUUGCUGCUAAAUCUAGGAGGAGGCGUACACGCAACUAAAAGGAAUUUCAUGCUUGGGUUUGCAAUGUGCAGUACAGCCGCGAUUAGUCUGUAUCAUUGCAUUCAAAUGUAUUUAUUAAAACUUAGUUGAACCUAAUGUUUACUAGGAGAACAUUGACAUGAUUUAUAUUCAAAUAUAAACUUGUCGACCAUCGACAACAAAUAUUCUCAAAACAAAGAAAGGAAGGACUUAAACAACAGGAAGGAAUGUCUAUGUAGUUAUGUUUACAUGACAAUACAGAACAAACAUUUGAGAUUUCAUCGUCAGCAGUCAAAGUGUGAUCACCCUACCAUCGAAGAAGGAAUAUAAAUGUUGCUUUGUCUCUGCGUUGUUUUACUGCUUCUUGCCUCAAAUCCAGUCUCGAUGGAGAAAGGCAGCUUGAGAGUAGACGGAGAUAUCAUACUCGGUGCCUUGUUCCCAAUCCACACGGUAGGAAAAAAUGAGCGAGAAUGUGGUGAAUUCAGCGAGUUGGUGGGAUAUCAGUACAUGGAAGCCAUGUUAUAUACCCUUGAUAAGAUCAACCGACAAAAGGAUUUCUUGCCUGGAAUUAAGCUUGGUUCAAUAAUUUACGACACUUGUCGCAGUAACAUCAUCACAGCUGAUAAAACGAAGGAAUUUAUCAAGAUGACACUCGUACCAUCAAGAGUUAACGGUUCUGAGUUUGCUGGCGUGAUUGGAACUUUUGUCAGUGAAACAUCAGUGAUUGUGGCUAAUUUCCUACGAGUUUUUCAAAUUCCUCAAAUCAGCUACGGGGCAGUUACAGAUAUACUUAGCAACAAGAACCAAUAUAGUUACUUCUUUCGAACUGUCCCCCCAGAUAGCUACUUUGCUGUUGCACUCACCACGUUACUUUUAAAGAUGGAUUGGACUUAUGUCUCGUUAGUCUAUUCCUCAGGUACAUGGGCGGAGUCUGGGGCACAGGAAGUGCGGGACGCUUUAAAAAACAGUGAGAUUUGCCUUGGGCAUAGCAUAAGGGUUUCAAAGUUUCCAGUCGAAAAUGAAUUCGUAAAUAUCAUGAAGACUUUACUGACUGAUGACGUUGAGCCACCGCGAAUUGUUAUCCUUAUUACUGUGCAAAGAGAUUCUCGCGAAUUACUAAAAGCAAAAAAAAAACAUCCACGCAGCUCGAAUAUAUCUUUCGUGGGCAGUCUUGGGUGGAGUAACCGCUGGGACAUUACCGAAGGCUUGGAGGAUAUCGCUGAUGGGACGAUAUCCUUUGGACAUCGUGAAGGAACGAUUCCAGAAUUUGUGAGUUAUUUUAGAAGUCUCAGAUUUAACAACUACAGCAGAAGUCAAAGAGAAUGGAUUGGGGAAUAUUGGCAACUCACUCAUGACUGUAGACUUAGAAAUUUCACUGUCCAAGCCAAUUACACAAAGGAAUGCAGUGGAGAUGAGCCAAACACAGGAUACAGAGAUUUGGCUCCCGUACAAGUUGUUAUAAACGCUGUACAAGCAAUGGCAAAUGGUCUUAAUGCAAUGCACAAACACAAAUGCCUUGGAAAACCUGGACUCUGUGACGAAAUGAGACCCAUUGACAGAACAUUACUUUUACAAUUUCUUCGUAAUGUUACAUACAAAGAUGCAGCAUUCCACUUUCCUGUAUCGUUCAACGCACAACAGGAAGUCGAUGGAAACUACACCAUAUACAACUUCCGUUUGAAUGGCCAAUCAACGUAUGAGUAUGCUCAAGUGGGAUCAUGGGUGAGCAAGCCUGAUUCUAACGGCAAUAUUAUGGGAAACUUGUUACUUGAUGAAUCAAAAAUACGAUGGCCAAAUGGCAACUUAAGUCAACCGUUAUCGACCUGUAGACCAAAAUGUGCACGUAAUCAAAUUAUUACGUUACGAGAAGAUAACUGUUGCCAUAGAUGUUACACGUGUGGAACAAAUGACAUAGUGGUAAACAACACGUGCAAGACCUGUGCUGAGACCCAUGUCCCUGAUGUUAAUAUAUCAAUCUGCAAAAAACUUCCAUUGCAUUUCGUGAAGAUGGACUCUCCAUUUGCAGUAACUAUAACGUUUUUUUCCUCGGUUGGAAUUCUUUUUGACGCUAUUGUGUUGGGAAUAUUCUUGAAGAAAACUGACCACAAGCUAAUUAAGGCAUCAGGUCGUGAAAUGUGUUAUUUUAUGCUGGUUGGCAUAGCAUUUAUAUUUACAGUACCAAUGAUCUCGCUAUCAAAGCCAUCAAAUGUUCAAUGUUACGUUGAACGUUUUAUUAUGGGAGUAUCUUUUACUGUAUGUUAUGCACCAUUACUUAUGAAAAUGUUUCGCAUUCAUCGCAUCUUUAAACACGCCAAUCAACUGCGCCGUUUCUCUCCGAGUGGUUUGAUUGGCAGACGUUCUUUGCUUUUGAUCACGGCAGGUCUCAUAGCAAUUCAAGGAUUAUUGUGUUGGCUCCUCUUUAGCACAGACCCACCUGAAUUGAUAGAAAAGUAUUAUCAGAAGAGAAAAGAGCUUGUGCUUGAGUGCGAUUUCAAGAAGUCCACGUUUGCCAUUUAUUUCGUGUACAAUGCUGUAUUAAUAGUAUGGUGUACAUUUUAUGCUUUCAGAACUCGUCAUUUUCCCAAGAACUUUAACGAAGCUCUAUACAUAGGAAUCACGAUGUAUUUGACUUGCGUAGUAUGGGUUAUAUUUUUUGCAACUUUUCUCAACACAAACUACAGUAUUCAUCGUGUUUAUUGGUCGUCUUCGAUGAGCCUUGUUAUUGGUUGGAUCACUCUUGCUGGUUUAUUCUUUCCCAAGAUCUAUCACGUUUACACUAAAACAGAGUUUCCUCCAGAAAAUAUGCUAACCUGGGGCGAGAUGUCGUUUCCGAGACAAGAAAGUCAUGUUGAAAAUGGUCGUCGUGACAUUAACAUGAAAGUUAUAGUCAGACAGAAUGAUGAUUCUGCGAAGAUCAACGGCGUCACUGGCUUUUCUAAUCCAGGUCUUAGCUAAGUAGUUUUUUUCUGUUUUUUAUUCCAUUAAUCUACUAUAAUUAAUCCGCAUGUUAGUACAAUGAUGUAAUAGAAAGCGAAAGUUAAAAUACUAAGUGGAUAUCAAAUAUAUAAACUCAAAACUGACAAAACUAUCAAGUUAAUUCUCUUAGAAAUUUCAGCUCGUGCUUACGACGUUAAAUCGUACAUAUUUAUAAGCGAUGUCAUUGACUGUGCAUAAUAAUCUACGUAAACUGAAUGACUGUUUGUGCUGCAUCGUUACCUUGGUCGCGAGACAUGCGCGUUGCUUGCGCCUGAAUUUGCAAACCGCUUACAGUAAUAAUAAUUAAUAAAGAAGCUUUGUGGACAGCUA